UUGAACAACGUAGAAAAUAUCUCAGCCGCCUACCUCCUAACAAGGGAUUCGGACUUUCAUGUGAUUCGGAACGAUCCUGGUCAGGGCGGUGUUAGAUUUGCAAACCGCACUGACUGCUUCAUCACGGACUAGGCAAAAGCAAGCAUCUAAAGCCCGUGGUGUGGAAAAGGAAGGCAGGGAGAGCAGAGGGUGAUUGCUCAUUUCGGUUGAUUGCUGCAUCAAGGAAAAGAUUCAAAGAUGAUGGAAGAAGAUGAUGGCCAAAAUAUUCUUAAUGAACAAGAAGAGGCACCAUCCAAGGAGAGGUCCACAACUGUUGAUCUCACAACUGACAGCUCACUACUUGUUGAUAUAUCAGAUGCCCUAAGUGAAAAAGACAAAGUGAAAUUUACAGUGCAUACAAAGACAACUCUCCCUGAUUUUCAAUCUUCCGAGUUCUCUGUGGUGAGAGAGCAUGAAGAAUUUGUGUGGUUACAUGAUCGAUAUGUUGAAAAUGAAGAGUAUGCAGGAAUCAUUAUUCCACCUACACCUCCAAAACCUGAUUUUGAUGCUAGCAGGGAGAAACUUCAAAAACUAAGUGAGGGUGAGAACACUAUGACUAAGGAAGAAUUUCAGAAGAUGAAAGCGGAACUAGAGGCGGAAUACCUAGCCACGUUCAAGAAAACUGUAGCCAUGCACGAAGUCUUUCUUUGUCGACUUGCGGCCCAUCCAAUUUUACGCAAUGACCAGAACUUUAAAGUUUUCUUGGAGUAUAAGGAAGAUUUGUGCGUGAAAAGCAGAGGUGCGAAAGACUUCCUGAAAGGGUUUGCAAAAGGUAUUGUUAAAGGUGUUGACGAGAAAGUCCUGCUUGCUGGUCAAAAAGAUCACGAUGAGUUUUUCGAAAACGAGAAAAAGAGCCAGCUCGAUUAUUACACUAAGGUAAAAGAUGCAGCUUUAAAGAGUGAUAAAUUAUUUGUGAGUGAAAAGAAAUUGGCGGAUAUCCUAAUCAAAAUGUCAACUUCGAUCGGAGCAAUGGGAACUAGCGAGUCUACUGACUUAGACAGAAUCUUCAACAAGACUAGUGAAAUUAUGGAGAAGCUGAGGAAAAUCGAGAACAGAAAAGCGUCAGAUACCGAUUUAAAGCUGUCGGAUUUACUACGGUAUCACAUGCGGGACACUGAGGCUGCAAAAGAUUUGCUGUAUCGACGCAUGCGCUGCCUACAUAAUCUGGAAAACGCCAAUAAAAACCUUGACAAAGCAAGAGCUAAAAACAAAGGCGUCGCAGAGGCAGAGAAAGCAAAGGAGCAGGCAACAGAGAAAUUUGAUGCGAUUUCCGAAGUUGCGAAGCAUGAACUUACAGAUUUAAGAAAGAAUAAGGUCCAAGCCUUUAAAAAGAACUUGGUUGAACUUUCAGAGCUACAGUUGAAACACUCUAAGGCUGAAGUACAGCUUCUUAAGAACACAAUUGCUGCGCUGAAGGAAGGACAGUAACAUUUAGAUUAUUAGAUCCAAUAUUUUUAUAUAACUAUGAUUUGCCCACCUAAUAUUGUUAUCAAUUACGUUUUAAGAUAAUCUGAAAUAACAUUUUGAUAUUUCCAGCAUGUCAAGGAUACAAACAUCUUGUCUGCUGAUGCAUUGUGAUUGGUAGGGAAGGUUUUGUAUCAGGCCCUAACCCCACAUGUUUUCUCUAGCUGUUCAAGAACUGUAAAAAGCCGGGAUUUUUCAUUCAUGUAAGUCAACAAUCUCCCAUGGAGUUCUUUCUAAACGGAGCGUCUAAUUGAAUUGUUGUAUCCAUGUACUAUUGGAAAAUGACAUCCUUUGUUGAAAUAACCCUGUUUCCCCGCUGUCGUAUUACUUAGCUUGGAGGUGCCUCCGAUAUGAAUUUCAGAUGAAAUACUAUUAUUAAUUGCUUUGGUUUUCAGCCUCUGUUGUAAUUGUCAAUGGCAAGUUGUCAAGUAAUUUCAUUCAAUAAUUGCAUUUGUUAGUUUGUGUAUACAAAAAUCGUAGCUGCGCAGACAA
Rhopilema esculentum is the source of this 1995-nucleotide messenger RNA. RefSeq names its product sorting nexin-6. The record is from RefSeq and is a predicted model, not a curated record. Gene Ontology annotation, molecular function: phosphatidylinositol binding. NCBI's taxonomy places the organism in Eukaryota, Metazoa, Cnidaria, Scyphozoa, Rhizostomeae, Rhizostomatidae.